Messenger RNA from Leptosia nina, 1476 nucleotides. The record is from the annotation of a GenBank genome assembly. Lineage: Eukaryota; Metazoa; Arthropoda; Insecta; Lepidoptera; Pieridae.
AUGAAUAUUCCACUAGAGGUUAGUACAACAGAGGAGGUGCCAGCAAUUCUCAACACUUUGAUAAAAACUUUAUUGGUCAACAACAGUCAGACUGAUUUAAUGCAAAAGGAUAUAUUUUUCCUGCUUAUCCUAGUUCUUAUGUUGGAGAAUGGUUUUAUGCCAAUGAAGAAUUCAUCUGAAUCUUUUGAUGUCAAACACAUUGAUGUAAACAUCAUUACACAUAAGCAGAGAGAAUGUGGUUUCUACAAAGAAACAUUUGUAUUAUCUGGAUUGUAUGAUAUUACAGUAGAUAUAAUAAUGAGUCCAAUAGGGUCUGCUGUUAUUUUAAAUGCUGUUAUCAAUGACGACAGCUCAGAAAUAUAUUCUAUUUGUCUACCUGUAAGUCGCUUUGUGGUCUCACCCAAAGCAUCAACAAUUCCAAUGAUGUUUAGAGAUUUGAACCACCUGUCUAACUCGUAUAAGAACCAAAUUGUUGCUCCAGUGAAGAGCAGAAUAUUAAGUUAUUGUGGAUAUCCUAGUGCAAGUUUAGUAGGCGUACCUGAAGAUAUAUUUAUUAACUUAAUGAUGUUUUUGAGUGUCAAUGAUAUAAUCAAUGUGUCUAAGACAUGUAGAAGGCUCAAAGCGAUUAUUGAAGAUAACAGCCUGUGGCAUAGUUUAUGUAAAAGAGAUUUUAAAAACAUUGUUCAAAGUGAUGAAACAGAUUGGAGAAAUUAUUACAAGGAAUCAUUUAUCGCUGAACAUGAACAGAAGUUUUCAAGAUUGGCUGGUGAAGGAGAAAAGAUAAAUUUGCAACAACUUGGCAAAGGAGGGCGCCACUUAUCAGUACCGUUUGAUUCAACGACUGCUAAUGGUGAAUUAACAAAGAAACAAAAUGGCUCAGCAGUUCGAACGAACAGCCUGGGUUCCGGUGCGCGCACACCACCUGCAGAGCGGACCAAGUCAAAAUUCUCGGCAUUCGGUAGACUAUUUAAACCAUGGAAAUGGAAACGGAAAAAGAAAUCGGAGAAAUUCGAAGCAGCUUCUAGAACUUUAGAAAGGAAAAUAUCCGUCCGCGCCAAUAGGGAAGAAUUAGUUCAAAAAGGAAUUCUACUGCCAGAAAGUCCUGUCACCCCCGUGCCCGAAGGCAAUGAGGAGGCCGAAUACACGGAAAAUAAUCGGGUCGCACCCGAGCAAACGGGUCCGACGUUAACGAGCAUGCAUGCAGCGUUACAAGCGCAGCUCGCAUCCCACGUUGCCCAGCAGCAGGCCGCACUCGCUGCAGCUGUUGCGGCGGCGGCUGCAGCACAUCAUCACCACCAGAACAACAAUUCCAUUGUCGUACACUGCGAGAAGCGUUUUCGGCGUUCUUUUGAUUGUCGUGAAGUAACGGAUGGUAGAGUUAGAAGUGGUUUUCGAGUGAGGGCGCGGUGUCGCGAGCGGUUCCGCGCGGCAGGCGCGUGCCGCCGCCUCGUCCGCCUGCCACGCGCCUGUCUAUGA